Messenger RNA from Contarinia nasturtii (swede midge), 719 nucleotides. RefSeq lists its product as uncharacterized. The record is from RefSeq and is a predicted model, not a curated record. Bases 88 to 618 code for a protein of 176 amino acids. The transcript has 3 exons. NCBI's taxonomy places the organism in Eukaryota, Metazoa, Arthropoda, Insecta, Diptera, Cecidomyiidae.
UCUAAACGGUUUGUAAUUUGGUAAAUGUAGCAAUCAUAGUCAUUAUCACAUGAUCAUCAGUUAAUUGUGAAAAUCCAUGAAAACAAGAUGAAUCGAAAACUUCUCUGCCUAUUUUUCUUUGCAAUUAUAAGUUUGGAGUUCCUAGUUCCAUGCGCAAAUGCUGGCAUGAAUAAAAAACUCAAAAAAAUCAGUAGAUCUGCGAGCAAAGGUGCUAUGGAAACUGCCAAAGGAAUCGGUAAAUCAACUCUUAAAUUGGGAGGCAGUUUGGUAAAAACGGCAGGCCAUGGGAUCGGCGUGGGUGUUGGGGCUCUUGGCACAAGUGUUUCGAUAGGAUCUUGUCCUAUUAUGUGUUUGGGCUGCGCACCUGAGGAAGGUAUUCAAAUGGUUGAAGACUCAUCUCGCUAUUUAGGAAGACAAGUGGUUGGUACUGUGAAAGGUGGAAUUGACGUAGGUAAAAAUGCUGGUGUCUUAGGUAAAAAGAUAGCAACUAGCCCUUGUGUCUGUGGCAAAAAUACGCUGAGGGAAAUGGCAGAAAUCGAAACCCAAGAAGAAUUUGCGGAAUGGGUAGAGGAAGAAAAACGGAGAAAAUUAAAGGAACUACCAGAAUCAAGCAAUUAAUUACAUUUUUCAGUGGGUUUCAAUCAGAAUUCCAGAUUUCUCUUUCAAUGUGUAACACAAUUUGAAAAUAAAUGUACUUGCAAAUGAAUAGGGUAGCACAA